Messenger RNA from Calidris pugnax (ruff), 2058 nucleotides. RefSeq names its product RNA-binding protein 4B-like. Bases 493 to 1218 code for a protein of 241 amino acids. Gene Ontology annotation, molecular function: mRNA binding. The record is from RefSeq and is a predicted model, not a curated record. Gene Ontology annotation, cellular component: cytosol. The transcript has 2 exons. Lineage: Eukaryota; Metazoa; Chordata; Aves; Charadriiformes; Scolopacidae.
UUCCUGGGUCCUGGAACCUGCUCUUGGCCACCAGAAGGUCCAUGGAGGUUCCUCAGAGGGUCCCUAGAAGGUCCCUGGACGAUGUGGGGGGGCUUCUCCUGGGGCAGGAGACGUAGUUAUGGGUCCGACCUCUUCUUGGGGGGGGGUUCCUAAGUUGAACCCCCACCCUGUGACCCCCCCCCAGGCUGGGUGAGAUGGUGAAGGUGCCCCAGAGAGUCCAUUGAGGUUCCUCAGAGGGUCCCCAGAAGGUCCCUGGAGGUCAGGGCUGGUUUCCUCUGGCCCUUUCUGGGGCGGGAGACGUAGUUAUGGGUCCAACCUCUUCUUGGGGGGGGGUUCCUCAGCUGAACCCCAACCCUGUGACCCCCCCCCAGGCUGGGCGAGAUGGUGAUGGUGCCCCAGAGAGUCCAUUGAGGUUCCUCAGAGGGUCCCCAGAAGGUCCCCAGAGGUCAUGGCUGGUUUCCUCUGGCCCUUCCUGGGGCAGGAGACGUAGUUAUGGGUUCUACCUCUUCUUGGGGGGGUUCCUCAGCUGAUUCCCCCCCUGCAGAGAGUCCAUUGAGGUUCCUCAGAAGGUCCCCAGAAGGUCCCUGGAGGUCAGGGCUGGUUUCCUCUGGCCCUUUCUGGGGCGGGAGAUGUGGUUAUGGGUUCUACCUCUUCUUGGGGGGGGUUCCACAGCUGAUUCCCACUCCCCCCACCCCCAGGCUGGGCGAGAUGGUGAAGCUUUUCAUCGGGAACCUGCCGCGGGAGGCGACGGAGCAGGAGAUCCGCUCCCUCUUCGAACAGUACGGGAAGGUUUUGGAGUGCGACAUCAUCAAAAACUACGGCUUCGUCCACAUCGAGGACAAGACGGCGGCCGAGGACGCCAUCAGGAACCUCCACCACCAUAAGCUCCACGGGGUGUGCAUCAACGUGGAGGCCAGCAAGAACAAGAGCAAAGCUUCUACCAAACUCCACGUGGGCAACAUCAGCCCGGCUUGUACCAAUUUGGAGCUCCGAGCCAAAUUCGAAGAGUAUGGCCCCGUCAUCGAAUGCGACAUCGUUAAGGAUUACGCCUUCGUCCACAUGGAGAGGGCGGAGGACGCCGUGGAGGCCAUCCGGGGUUUGGACAACACCGAGUUUCAAGCAACGGCCGCACGCCCCCCCAGCAGGAGGAUCUCGACGGUGAAGCCCCAACUCUUGUGCCGAAAGCCGCUGCCGGGCUGUGCCGCCGGCGCGGCGUGAAGCCAGGCUUCCUCCUGCCUGGUAAGAGGUUGAGCCGGAGGCGCCGCAUCCCCGCGCCGGCCCGCGUCCUCGCCGGCGGCGUCGCUCGCUCGGGCUCUUUCCCGUUUUGCCGCUUUUCCGCACCAAAAACAAACAAAAAACCCACACAAACCCCCCCGAAAACGACACAACGACGAACCGCGGCGCGGGGCGCUUUUUCUUUUUUUUUGUUGUUGUUGUUUUUUGGUGUCAUUUUUCUUUUUUUUUUAAGUUUUUUGGGGUUUUUUAUUUUUUUUAAAUGCUUUUUUCCAAACUUCCUUCUCGUCGCCGCGGAUUUCCAGCUCCGGACUCUCUCGGUGUUUUGGGUUUUUUUUUGGUUUUUUUUUUGGUUUUUUUUUUGGUUUUUUUUUUUUUGAUUCGGUGCCGGAUCUUCUAGUUCUUCACCCCAAAAAAAAAAUAUUUCUCUCGCCGGUUUCUUCGCUUUUGGGGGGAUUCGCUCGCCCCCCCACACCCCCUUUUUUCCGGCGUUUUCACCCCAAAAAACCAACCGAACGCAAACUCUUCUCCGGUCGUUGCCGCGGGCGGUGAAUCCGGCCUCGUUAUCCCGACGCCGCGGAAGCGUUUUCCGGCGGGAAGCUUUGCCGUUGAGAACGGGGGCUAACGGUUGCCGGUGGCAAGCUGCGCGCCGCUGGAGUUGCCGCUGGGCUGAUUGGUCGGAAUCCAGCCCGGGACAAGCUGGAGGGCUUGGUAGCCAACGGGGCUACCGUUGGUCGGUUGAGUUGCUAGAGCCCAGCCCGGUGAUCUGCGGGGUUACCGGUUGCCCGUGUGGCCAGUUGAGUUGCCAGAGUCCAACCCGGUGAU